AGUGGCAACCAAAAAAGAAACGAGCUGCCUUUUUUCGCACAUAAAAAUCAAUCGGAAAUAUAUAAAACUUGCUACAAUUGCAACAAUUAAAUAGAUAUAUAUGCAAAAGCUAAACAGCAACAAAAGUUGUUGUUGCUGCUGCUGCGCUGUCGCCGUGCGAACGAUCCUUGUUGGCUACGGGUCUUACAUGCGUUCCCGUGCUCUGGUGGCCAACUAAAUAAUGUGGAACAUGAUGUGCGACGUAAUGCCCACAAUAUCGGAAGACAGCAUAUCGCAGCGCUCCUCGCAGUUCAGCGGCGAAGAUGCGAACUUUGAGCAGCUGAUGGUGUCCAUGCUCGAUGAGCGGGACAAGCUAAUGGAUAGUUUGCGCGAGGCGCAGGAGCGUUUGGGCGAAACGGAGGUGAAGCUGCACGAAGUGGAAAAGGAGCGGGACAGCUUACAGCGUCAAAUCAAUGCCAAUCUGCCGCAGGAGUUCGCUACGCUCACCAAGGAGCUGACGCAAGCGCGCGAAACUCUGCUGGAACGUGAUGAAGAAAUCGGAGAGCUUAAAGCGGAGCGCAACAAUACGCGGCUGCUGCUGGAACAUUUGGAGUGCUUGGUGUCGCGACAUGAGCGAUCGCUGCGCAUGACCGUCGUGAAGCGACAGGCGGCCGCGCAGAGCGGCGUCUCCAGCGAAGUAGAGGUGCUCAAAGCGCUCAAAUCUCUGUUCGAGCAUCACAAGGCUCUGGACGAGAAAGUGCGCGAACGUCUGCGUCUGUCCAUCGAGAAGAACAAUGCGCUGGAGGAAGAGCUGAAUACAACCAAAGAGGAGCUAAACCAAUAUAAAACUGGCGCUUUGCAAAGCGGUGGCGGUAUUAGCUCGGGAAGCGCAGCAACCGGAGAAAAUGGCAUCAAAGAGAAGCUGGCUGGCGGCAACGGCGGCGGGGUCAACGGCGAUGCGAGCGAAAUAAACGAAUAUGCGGCCAAAACACACGAGCUACAAACGAUCAUCGAGAAGCAGACCUCUGAAUUGUCGCAAUGGCAGCGUCGCGUCUCCGAUCUGAACAAUAAGAUUAAUGAGCUGGAAGAGAAUCUGUCGCGUGUGCAAAAGGAGCAUUGCAAGGCGCAGGAUCAAUGCUCGAAGCUCCAGCGAGAUUUGCGCGAAAAUGUGGCACAAAAGGAAGAUCAGGAGGAGCGCAUAGCUACGCUGGAGAAACGUUAUCUUAAUGCUCAACGGGAGUCCACCUCGCUGCACGAUCUGAACGAGAAACUGGAGCAGGAACUGCGGCACAAGGAGGCACAGCUAAAGCUGCACGAAGAGAAAAUCAGCGCCAUCGAAGAGAAACUCGAACUCUCAGAGCAAAAGCUAGCCCAACAUGCCAAACUGCAGCCGGAUAUGGAGGAGCAGCUAAAGGCGCGCAUGGAGGCAUUGACAAAGGCUCAAGAACGUCAUGGCUCGGCGGAGGAUCGCAUACGGGGCUUGGAAGCGAAUUUGGAUGAGAAGAACGCCGAGGUGGUAAGACUGAAUCAGCGUCUCAAAAUGAAUGAAGAGCACAAUUUGCGGUUGUCAUCGACGGUGGACAAGCUCCUGUCCGAGUCCAAUGAGCGACUGGAGGUGCAUCUGAAGGAGCGCAUGCGUGCGCUGGAUGAGAAGAAUGCGCUGACGCAGGAGCUGGAGAAGGCGCGCAAGGUGGCCGAGGAGCUGCACCAUGAGAAGAGCGAAAUCAUGAAGGAGCUGUCCAAGACGCGCCUCGAAAUCGAGAAUUUCAAGCGUCAACUGCUCCAGCAGGAGAUCGCCUACAAUAUACAGCAGACGGAGGCACUGACUCGCAGCCUCUCGCCCAGCAGUGUGGUGGAUGGUGGGGGUAACGCCUUCACACGCAGCACAUCCCAUGCCAGCUUCGAGACGCAUUCGCUGCGACGGUCGAGUAAAUCGCGCCUGUCCGAGGAGAAUGCUCUGGCCCGCUCGAUGGCCGAGCAGGAGUGGGAGAAGCUGCAAAUGCAGCAGGUGGCGCAUGCCCAGCAGCAGGCGUACGAGCUGGCGGCCAGUGUGGGCGAUUGCGAUGACAGCGAUGCGAUGUAUGCCGCUGCCACGGAUAUGAUGUCGCCCUCCGGCCAUACAGAUGCCCAAACGCUGGCCAUGAUGCUGCAAGAGCAGCUGGAUGCCAUCAAUAAUGAGAUUCGCCUCAUCCAGGAGGAGAAACAAUCGACAGAGGCGCGCGCCGAAGAGCUGGAGUCGCGCGUCGGCAGUUUGGAGCAUGUGAAUCUAUUGGCACGCGGUCGUUCCAUGGACAGACAAAGUCCGCCCAUGAGCGGACGCAGUACGCCCAAUAGUCCACAGCGCGAUUUCAUGCAGAAAUACCAUACGCUUAACUUGCCAGUGCUGUCCAGUGAUGCAUCGCGGGAGGAGCUGCACGGCGGCAUGUCCACCACCGGUGAUUCGAGUUCAGGCGGCGCUGCCUCGCCAUUGACGGCACGUUCGAUGCGCUUGGAGCGCGUCGCCCAGGCGCUCGCCCAUAGCCAGGAGGAGCUGCGUCGCCGCACAAUGGUGCCCGCUGCCUCGCCGCAUGUGAAUGCUCACAUGACGUUGUCCUCGCACGGCUAUGGGCUGUCGCCGCUCAGCUCGCGCUAUGGCAGCCAAGAGUCACUGCGUCACUAUAAUACAAUGGGUUCCAUGUCCAUGCUGCAGACGCCGACGUCGGGCGUGUCGAGGGAAGCAGCUGCCGCCGCUGCCGUGCAAAAGAAGAAGGGCAUUAAGUCUUCGCUGGGUCGUUUCUUUAGCAAAAAGGAGAAGGUGAAGGGCGUUAAGGACACGCUGCCAGAUGGUUCACCCAGCAUGAUGUCUAUAGGCAAUCUGUCGAUGGGCUUGAGCGAGGUGGAUUCCAACUACGAUGUCAUGAGCAUGACGGGCGGCAUGAUGCCGCGUAUAGCCAGCGCGCCAGGCUCGAAGAUCAGCAGCGUCGACUAUGGCAGGCAAAAGAAAGAUCACGAUUACCGCAACGAUCUGCUGGGCGAGGCCAUGAAAGCGGGCACGCCAUUCGCCCUGUGGAACGGACCAACCAUUGUCGCCUGGCUGGAGCUGUGGGUAGGCAUGCCCGCCUGGUAUGUGGCCGCCUGUCGCGCCAAUGUCAAAUCCGGUGCUAUCAUGAGCGCACUUAGCGACACGGAGAUACAGCGGGAAAUAGGUAUUAGUAAUCCCCUACACAGGCUCAAACUACGUUUGGCCAUACAGGAAAUGGUUUCACUAACUUCACCCUCAGCUCCGCAAACAUCACGCACUACACUGGCGUUUGGGGACAUGAAUCACGAGUGGAUUGGCAACUACUGGCUGCCCGGGCUGGGGUUGCCUCAAUAUCGCACAACCUUUAUGGAGUGUCUAGUCGAUGCACGCAUGCUGGAUCAUUUGACCAAGAAGGAUUUGCGUGGCCAGUUAAAAAUGGUUGAUAGCUUUCAUCGCACCAGCCUGCAGUAUGGCAUCUCAAUGCUCAAGCGCUUGAACUAUGAUCGCACCGAGCUGGAGCACAGGCGCAAGAUGAGCGAGAACGGCCUGUGCGAUGUGCUCGUGUGGAGCAAUGAGCGUGUCAUACGAUGGGUGAGCAGCAUAGGGUUGAAGGAAUAUGCCAAUAACUUGCUCGAAUCGGGCGUCCAUGGUGGUCUGAUGGCGCUGGAUGAGGGCUUCGAUGCCAAUGCCAUGGGCCUAGCUUUGCAAAUACCCACGCAAAAUGCACAGGCACGCCAAAUACUCGACACAGAGUUCCGAAACUUGCUACAAAUUGCCACAGAUCGCAGGCCGGAUAGCGAACAGCGUAGCGCAUCCUGAUGCAGUUAUAGUCCGCCUACAACACCGGUGGAUGAGUAAACCAAGUCUAAAAUGAAAUGAAACAAGCCAAGGGCAGCGCAACAGCCAAGCACAGCGCCAAUAUUUCCUAAACGCUGAGAAAGACAACUGAAAAUGGGAAUGAAAUGUAUGGGAA
Drosophila arizonae is the source of this 3953-nucleotide messenger RNA. RefSeq names its product PTPRF interacting protein alpha (gene Liprin-alpha). Gene Ontology annotation, molecular function: protein binding. Gene Ontology annotation, biological process: synapse organization. Gene Ontology annotation, cellular component: presynaptic active zone. The record is from RefSeq and is a predicted model, not a curated record. NCBI's taxonomy places the organism in Eukaryota, Metazoa, Arthropoda, Insecta, Diptera, Drosophilidae.